Messenger RNA from Rotaria sordida, 411 nucleotides. Lineage: Eukaryota; Metazoa; Rotifera; Eurotatoria; Philodinida; Philodinidae. The record is from the annotation of a GenBank genome assembly.
AUGCCACGUAAUAAAAUAUCCGACAUUGUCGAAGGGCGUAUUUUGCAACUAUUACGUUGGGGAUAUUCUCAGUCUCUUAUUGUGAACAUUUUGAAACUUGAUGGUAUACAUGUAUCUCAACCUACUGUGUCAAAUGUCAAACAAAAGAUCGGUCGUCAAAGAAAUUCCGAAUCAAAAAUUAAAAUUUUUCGAAAGAAGCCAUCACAAACACCUUCUAUUAUUAAGAAGGUUAUUGAAAAGAUUGAUGUUAAAGAACCACCAACUCAACGUGCUAUUGCUAAAGACCUUCACAUUAGCCAAUCGACUGUCUCGAACAUUAUCAAAAAUUCUGGAUUUACUCUUCGAAAGAAACAAAAAGUUCAAAAGUUAACAUCAUCGAAUGUUAUGAAACGUGGACAACGAUCAUUUUAA